CGAAACUUCCAGCACGCUAGACCGUACCAGAUGGCCACGUGGAUAUUCCGUUCGGUCUCCUGGUCCAAGCCAUCAGCUAAUAGAAGAAUGGAUGCUCGCGGCUAACCAGGCUGUCGCACGACGUUUGUUUCAAGCGUUUGUUCAGCACUUUUCCAGUUGCUCUAAGCCAACAGUGAUAGAUCAAUUUGGACAAGAUGUAUGGCCGGGCGCCCUUCUGCGACGCCAUGAAGAGCCGUCGAAGAAGAAUUUGAAAGAGCU
Messenger RNA from Opisthorchis viverrini, 258 nucleotides. RefSeq lists its product as hypothetical. The annotation marks the transcript as partial. The transcript has a single exon. The record is from RefSeq and is a predicted model, not a curated record. Lineage: Eukaryota; Metazoa; Platyhelminthes; Trematoda; Opisthorchiida; Opisthorchiidae.